AUGAAUAUCACUAUUGUCGGCGCAAACGGAGAGGUUGGCUUGUCCACCAUUGCAGCCCUUACGGCAUCCUCUACCAAAUUUAAUUUGACCGCGAUUGUUCGACCUGCUUCCAUCAACAAGCCCGAGAUCGAACAUAUCAAAAAGCAAGGCAUUUCGGUCGUACCCAUCAACCUUGAAAACAGCCAUGAUGAGCUUGUCAAGACUCUCACUGGCCAAGACGUCGUCAUCAGCGGUCUGGUCCCAUUCUCACCUGCUCCCGAGAUUGCUCUGGCAAACGCUGCCAAGGAAGCUGGAGUGAAGCGUUUCGUCCCCAGCAGUUUUGGUCCAAGCUGUCCUCCUGCUGGUGUCAUGAUUCUUAGAGAAUUCAAAGAAAUCGUCAUCAGCCACGUCAAGAAGAUUUACCUGCCCUACACUGUUAUCGACGUUGGCUUGUGGUACCAGGUGUCUCUCCCAGCUCUUCCAUCUGGCAAGAUUGACUACGCCCUUAAGUUUCCCACCACGGUAAUGGCCGAGGAUGGUUCUCAUGCUACUGCUAUCACGGAUCUCCGAGACAUUGGAAAAUACGUGGCCAAGAUCAUCACCGAUGAGCGUACUCUGAACAAGUAUGUGUUUGCCUACAAUGAGGUGUGGUCGCAGGAGCAAAUCCAUAGCCAUCUGGAGAAAGUGAGCGAAGAGACGAUUCCGCGCAACAAGGUGACAACAAAGGAGAUUGAAACUACCAUCGCCACAGCCCAGGCCGCAUAUGAUCAAAGUGACAAGUCUUUGCCUUUCCUCUUUGGACUUGUCCUUCCUCAGUACCUCAACUGCGAGUGGUUCCGUCAGGAUAACCUCCCAGAGCAUGCCAAGUAUCUGGGGUACCUCAGCACCAAGGAUCUCUAUCCUGACUUUGAAGCUGUCAAGUAUGUAGACUAUGUGGGUGAGGUGAUUGAGGGCAAGGGAAAGUCCAUCUAUGCCAACCGCGAGUUUUGA
This is a messenger RNA of Fusarium venenatum, 969 nucleotides long. RefSeq lists its product as uncharacterized. Lineage: Eukaryota; Fungi; Ascomycota; Sordariomycetes; Hypocreales; Nectriaceae. The record is from RefSeq and is a predicted model, not a curated record.